Molecule: messenger RNA, 1641 nt
Organism: Tetrahymena thermophila SB210
Lineage: Eukaryota; Ciliophora; Oligohymenophorea; Hymenostomatida; Tetrahymenidae
Product: B-box zinc finger protein
Exons: 7
Molecular function (GO): zinc ion binding
Source: RefSeq, a predicted model, not a curated record
AUGAGUUUUAAAUAAACUGAUUUUUGUUACGAGUGUAAAGAAUAACCUGAUAAUCUACUAUCUUUAUAGUGUGGGCAUGAUUUAUGUUUAUCGUGCUCUUCUCUAUAAUACUAUAAGUUUUCAUAUAAAAAAAAAAAUUUUACCUGCUAAAUAUGUGGAAAAAUUACUCCAUUAGAUCAUUCUAGCAUUUAUGAGUUAGAAAAGUUAAUAAUUUCUCAUCCUCCUGAAGAAAGCGCUUUAAAUAAUAUAGGAAGAGAAGAGGAUUAGAGAGCCCCAUAUAUAGAGAGAAUAUUACAAGAUAAGAUUAAAAAAAUAGAAAAUUAUACUAAUAUUAAUAAAGGAAUACAAAGGAAUACCUUUAAUAAUGAUGAACCUCAAAGAAUUGGUUUGAAAGAUAAUAGUUAUUCGAGGAUAUAAUAGCAAUUUUAAAGUGGAAGCAUUAACUAAAAAUCAUUAACUUAAGGAUAUGAAGAUGAUAAAGAUUAUAGUAAAAAUGAGCAUUCAAGAUAUUAGCAAAUUUCUUUUCUUGAUGAUAAUCAAAAAUUAUGUAAAGAGCAUGAUGAUGAAGAAGUAAACUAUUUUUGUUUUGACUGCAAGAAUGUUUGCAUAUGUCCUGAGUGCAUUAUUCAUGGAGUUCAUAAGGAUCACAAUGUAAAAACAAUUAAAAAAUCGUAUCCAAUUGUUAAAUAGAUAUUAGAAGACUACAAAUUUGAUCUAGAAAAUAGCAUGGCCACAAUAUGCAAUAAAAAAGAGGCUGUUUACUAAUAAAAAAAUGAAAUAUAACAAAUUCAAAAAAACCUGAAGUUAGAAAUCACAACUGUUUUUAACGUCCUCAAAUAAAAAGUUGAAGAAACUUGCCAAUAGCUCAUUCAAUAAACUGAAGAAAUAUCUAAAAAAUCAUAAAGAGAUUUGGACGAAACAAUCAAAUAAAUUGAGAAAUAGAUUAUAAACUUUAAAAAAAACGAAGAGUAAAUUUAAGAACACUUAAAAAUAAAGGAAGAAUAUAAAGUGAUUAAUUAUUAUGGGUUGAAUAGUAAGUCGAUUGAUGAGAAGGCUCUUUUAAAUAAUAAUUCUAUUUUACAUGAAUAAUUUUCGAUAGCAAAAUAAAUAUUCUCCAACCAUAUAAACAAAAAAAACUAAUUCCUUAAUAUAAAGUCUUUGAUAGAGGAUCAAAUAUUCGAACUUCAAAAUAUAGAAAAAAAGUUCUAAGGGUAGAUUUAAAAUACUAAUUCAACUUACACUUAUACUGAGGAUUAAGAGCAGUCAAUACUUCCUAAAAAGUAGAAUUCAUUAGAUAAAAGCAAAGAUAAUAUAAAUGCUUCUGAAGAUUUUAAAUAUUUAAUUGAAAAAAAAAAUGAUUUGCUUGAAAAAAAAUAGGAUUUCGUUGAAAGAAGAAAUGAAUUUUUAGAUAGAAGACUCAUUUCCAAUGCUACUAAUACUUCAUUUAUGAAUAAUUUAUAGUCUUAAGAAAGUUUAGGAAUAUCGAGAUAGUUGGACUAGGAUUUUGAAAAAAUGAAAGAAAAUUUAAAAAGAUCUAGUUAGUAUAGGGCUAGUUCUUUAAGAAAAAAUAUAAAUACCGAAUCAAAAGAUUAGGAAGUAUUUAAUAUGAGUUAUAACAACAUUAAAAACAGUAAAAUUUGA